Messenger RNA from Eimeria tenella, 3888 nucleotides. RefSeq lists its product as uncharacterized. Gene Ontology annotation, biological process: regulation of transcription by RNA polymerase II. Bases 1 to 3888 code for a protein of 1295 amino acids. The record is from RefSeq and is a predicted model, not a curated record. Gene Ontology annotation, cellular component: nucleus; SWI/SNF complex. The transcript is spliced from 3 exons. Gene Ontology annotation, molecular function: transcription coregulator activity. Lineage: Eukaryota; Apicomplexa; Conoidasida; Eucoccidiorida; Eimeriidae.
AUGACAGAGCGAGUUCACUACAAUCUGCGAGGCCCUCCCUGGUUAGUGGCCCCCCGAGUCUCAUUAGGAGCGCCUGUGACUUGCAGCAAUGCAUCUAUUGCACCGCAUAAAAGGCGAAAGCGCCACCACCAGCAGCAACAACUGCAGCAGCGGCAGCAGCAGCAGCAACAGUGGCUGCUUCGAAAGGUGACGUCUGCUACAGGCUCCUCUGAGCUUACUGGGCGGCACUGCCCGUAUAGCCUGAGGGGAUCUAGACUUUGUCACUGCAGUUCUCGGCGUCUCGGGAAGACAGAGGACAAGCCGCCCGGUGGUGCUGCUGCUGCCGCUGCGCGCAACAGCAGCAGCAGCAGUACCAGCAGCAACAGCUUACGCAGCAGGAGCGACAACAUCACAAUCAGCAGCAGAAGCAGCAGCAGGAGCCAGAGAGGUAGCAGCAACAGUAGCAGUAGUAGUAGUAGCAGCGCCAGCAAGAGCAGCAGCAGCAGGCGGAGCCACGCGAAUACCGCAAACAGCAGCAGCGGGAGCAACAGCGUCGACAGCACGAAACACUGCAGCACUGCCGUCAUCCGUAGGGCCAACAGCAACAACAGCAGCAACGGCAGCAGCACCAGCAGCCGCAGUGCUUCUCCGACCUGUCCCUUGUGCAGAGGCUGCAGCAUAUUUCGUCAUGGCUCACGUCUAGAGAGACGCGAGGCGCUGCUGCAGCUGCACGGUCUGGGAGCCUCGGGAGCCCCUGGCAGCCUUUCCGCAGCUCCUGCGGCUGCAGAUGCCAUGGGGGAUAGCGCGCAUGCCCUUUACAAGCAGAAGCAGCAGCAUCGCGUGGCCUGCAGCAGCAGCACUAGCAGCCCACUAAAGCAGCUGCCGCAGCAGCAGCGAGCGUCAGAACAACGGCGUGAGAUCGAGGCUCUGAGGCGCUGCCUGCUGAGCGGACUUAUGCGCAAAGAGAGACAGCGCUACCGGUGCCCCUUUUGCUGCUGGCAAGAGAACGAAGCAGCAACAGCGGCGGCCGCUGCAGCUGCUAGCGGCGGCAGCACCUGCAGCAGCAGCAGCUGUUGCUUCGUUCCACGCAGAGGCAUGGAAAGCCAGGCCUUGAAAGUGCAGCAGCAGUUGCAGCAGCUGCAAGUAAUUGAUCUGGAAAGCCUCGAUGCGGAACAGCAGCAGCUGUUCUUUUUAAAGAAGGAGCCCUCUCCGCGCAGCAGCAGCAGCAGCAGCAAAAGCGGCAGCAGCACCUUCGACAGCAGCGGGACAGAAGCCCUACGUGUUGUUUGUGAAGGCUUUGACUGUCGCUCUCUCAGCAGCGAGGCCAAAUGGGUGGUGGCAGAGCUGGUGAAGGACGGCUGCUUUAUCAACACGGCCCUGCAGGCAGUUGCUGCAGUGCAGCAGCAGCAGCAGCAGCAGCCUACGGAACAAAUGCAGGGACGAAGUCAAGGAAGGGAGGACUCGCGGCGCCAGCAGGAGCUGGCUGCGGCGAGAAAUGCGUUCGCUGCUGCAUGCGCAGCAGCAGCAGCAGACAUGGAGGCGGAGGCUGUGAGCCAGCAGCUGCUGGAUUUGGGGGCACUGCGGGCGCGGGAAGAAGCAGACAGCAGGAGAGACAGAGAGGCUCAGCAGCAGCAGCAGCAGCUCUUCAGCAGCGCACAGCCUCUCUGGGAGCAGCACGGCUGCCUCUGCUCGUUUCUCGAAGCCGCGAACCCGCCUUUAUUUGAAGCCCUCACUAACAGCAGCAGCAGAAGGAACGGCAGCAGCAACAAAAAAUGCAGAGAUGCAGCAGCGGCCCAGGGCCGCGUGCUGCUGCAGCGGCUUUUCGAUCUGCAGCAACAGCUUCUGCGGAACUACAGCUCUGCUGCGCCCCCUUUCAUUUGCGGGGCUGAUGAGGAGGCCUGGCGCCUUCUGAGGGCCUUACGGUCUGAUGCCUGUGACAGAAAACUGUUAAACAUUCACGACUGUCUUCUUUUGGCCUCGGCGGCCGCAGCUGCUGCAGCUGCGGCUGCAACAGCAGGCGGCCCCGCGGCGGCUGCAGCAGCUGCUGCACCAGCGGCACGCGGCAGGCGCGCGCGCACCAAGGCUCUGCCGCUGCUGCAGCACAGAGACCUGGAGGGGUCUCGAGAUCCCCAGGGGCCUCAAGAAAGCCUUGAGCUCCAGGGGGACUGGGAGCAGCAGCAGUGGCCCCUGAGCCAGCAGCAGCAGGAGGCGCUGCUGCUGCUGCGGCAGCAGGCGUCAGUGCUGUCGGCUGCUGAGCUGCAGGUUGCUCUAGCUAAGGCGUACUUUGAAAACCAAGAGAAGGCCUUGGUCGAGUCCGCUUUCUUUUCUAAUUUGGGGUCCCUUGCAGCGCCAUCGUUACUGCUGCAGCAGCGGCAGGAGCUCCUGUUGCUGCUGGGCUGGUGGUUGCGCCUAAGUGCCUUUCUCUCCAGCACGGCAGCGCAGCUGCAGCAGCUACUGCUGCUGCAGCAGGACACAUUUGAAAACUCCCGCCGCCAAGUGAAGCAGCAAGUGGGCGCUUCAGUCUCACCUGGCCAGCGGUGUGAAUCGCAGCAGCAGCAGGUGGUCUCACUUGCUGAUUUGAUGCUGCGCCCACACCCAACGCGCGGGUCUUCUUUCGUACAGUUGCUGCUGCUGCAUCCCAGGGACAGCACUGCUGCUGCGGCAGUGGCAGCUGCAGCAGAGGAGGCAGGGGCGCAGCUGGAAUCUUCGCCGCAGUCUCAGCAGCACACCGAUAAAGCAACUGCAACAGCAGCAGCGCCUGCAGUAGCGGCAGCAAUGGGAGCUGAAGAAAUCGCAAGCGAUGUGAAGGGGACCUCAAGGAACAGUGAGAACAGAAGCAACAGCAGCAGCAGCACUACGCCGAGAAAAAUGCAAAUGAAGGAGGUCAUCGACCUUUGUAGCAGCAGCAGCAUCAGCCCUAGUAGCUGCAGCCGUAGCAGCUGUGACGAGGUUCAGAUCGACCAGUGCGUCUCUCGGCCUCUUCGGCCGCGCAGCACAGAGGAAACCUCGAAGCACCUGCACGCUGCCUCUCGCCGUCGUCUCCGCAGCAGCAACAGCAGCGACAUUAAGAGCAGCAACUACAGGAGUAGUGGCAGUGCCAGCAGGAGCAGAUUGGAAGCUUUUGCGUGGUGCUUCCCUUGUUCGACAGCUGAACAUUUGGCUGCUCGCCUCCUCAGUGUUUCCUCCGACCCUUUCUUAUUUUCGUCCCUGGACUGCUGUUGCUGUUGGGACGUCCGCCUGCCGGAGCACCCAGGACUGCGGGGCCUCCGCGCGGCCUGCAAGGCCCUUCUUCCCUGGCAGCUGCAGCAGCAGCCGCAGCAGCAGCAGGAGCUAUGUGCCUACGAGGUGUUGUCCCGCCUCUGGCGGCUUACUGCCGACCCGCUGGCUGGGCAGAGCUGUUCGCCUAGGGUGCGGCAGCAAGAGGAGCAAGUAGAGGCGUCGGGGUCACCUGGGGGCUCUCAAGGGGCCUCUGAGGAAAGUGGCUGUUGGACUGUGGGGGAGCUCCCGGCCCUCGUUGCUGCGGGCCUGUGGCUACCAGCGCUAGCGUUUGUGGGGCCCAAACAGCAGCAGCAGCAGCAGCAGCAGAAACCAGAGCAGCAGCAGCGACUUAGAGACCGCACACUGUGGGGAAGGCGGCAGCUGGUGCAUCUUGCCUCCCAGCUGCUGCCCCAGACCUCGAGUGCCGCUAGCAGCGCUCAUGCUUCACCCGACAAACACCCGUACAGCAGCAACGGCAGUAACAGCAGCAGUAGUUGCCCCAGCAGCAAAAGCACCAGCAGCGAGUCAGGUGAGAGUUUGUUUGUUUACCGGUGGCUCCGUGGCGCCAUCAAGGCGGUGGAAGAGGCCACCGAAAUCGCGUUUUUGUCGGAAGCCCCAAAUGAUGCCAAUGAGGAACUCGUAAUAGCAUAA